Molecule: messenger RNA, 708 nt
Organism: Rotaria sp. Silwood1
Lineage: Eukaryota; Metazoa; Rotifera; Eurotatoria; Philodinida; Philodinidae
Source: the annotation of a GenBank genome assembly
AUGCUAGUAGUAUCUCCUGUAAUGCUUGGCGCAUCACCUGGGAUGCUUGUGGCAUCACCUGGUACGCUUGGAGCAUCACCUGGUAUGCUUGGGGCAUCACCUGGGAUGCUUGGGACAUCACCUGGGAGGCUUGGGGCAUCACCUGGGAUGCUUCGGGUAUCACCUGGGGUGCUUGGGGCAUCACCUGGAAUGCUUGGGGCAUCACCUGGGGUGCUGGGGGCAUCAUCUGGGAUGCUUGGGGCAUCACCUGGGAUACUUGGCGCAUCACCUGGGAUACUUGGGACAUCACCCCGGAUGCUUUUGGCAUCACCUGGGAUGCUUGGGGCAUCACCCCGGAUGCUUUGGACAUCACCUGGGAUGCUUGGCGCAUCAAUUGGGAUGCUUCGGGCAUCACCUGGGACGCUUGAGGCGUCACCUGGGAUGCUUAACGCAUCAAUUGGGACGCUUGCGGCACAGCCUGAGAUGCUUGGGGCAUCACCUGGGAUGCUUGGGGCAUCACCUGGGAUGCUUGGCGCAUCAAUUGGGAUGCUUGGGGCAUCGCCUGGGAUGCUUGGGGGAUCACCCGGGAUGCUUCGGACAUCACCUGGGAUGCUUGGGGCAUCACCUGGGAUGCUUGGCGCAUUAAUUGGGAUGCUUCGGGCAUCACCUGGAACGAUUGAGGCGUCACCUGGGAUGCUUAACGCAUCAAUUGGGAUGCUUGCGGCAUAG